AGUCGACGGAGAAAUCGGGCGCGACUAACGCUGGUCGGGAGUCCGCCAGGUGAGGUUGCAUGAGUUAAAUGCUCGGGGGUAGGAUAAGUUAAGUUGCUCAUUCCUCAUGAGAAAAUCGUGCUUUGGGUUAAUUUAUUUCAAGUUUCAUUUUACAAUUAGACAUGUUGUCUGAGUGAGUGUUUCCAACAACUUCAAAUAACUAAUAGAAGUGUGCGUGAGAGAACAUAGUACAUUAUAAUGACUUCACAAGAACUUGGACCCAUUCCCAAAGUUUCCACAAUAUGCUCAUUAGAAGAACAAGUUAAAGAUGGCAAGAACAGGCACUUAGUGAAGUGUCAAAGAUGUCCUUCAAAGAUUUUGAAUCCUGGGAUGGCAGUAUAUAAGCAAGUUGAGUUUCCAUUGCCAUACAUGAAGAAGAAAAGUGAUGCAUCAAAUUCAACAGAAGAAGAAGUAGUGAAGGAUUAUUGGGUUGUUGAUGACAUGUAUCACUUUGAAAAUGUUGGAUUUUCAAACACAAUAUCUGGCAUUAAAUAUUUAGCCUGUGCUGACUGUGAAGUAGGUCCUAUUGGAUGGUUUGACAUUGCAGCAAAAACUAGUUAUGUUGCUUUGUCUCGAGUGCUUCAUGGUCAUGGAUAAAUUGCAGGCAGGUUGUCAUUAUGCUAUAGCUCUAUUGUGUUGGUCUUGGUGACAUCUAUGCUAGAAUAAAUUUCAUGUUCUCCAAAGUCGAUACAGCUCUUUAGAUGUGCAUAUCUUAGCGGACCAAAUGCAUACUAUUGACAUGUGUAAUAUCUAAUAUUACAACUAUGCAUACCACCUUCUUUUAUAUUACAUAUAUAUAUCUAUAUUUAUAUGUAUUAUGUAUAUAAUAUUGCACACAUAACUUUUGAGCUUAAAGCAUUCUUUGCACUUUAAUGCUUCAGCAUUGAAUGCAAUGCAUUGUGCACUGAUCUUCAUGUCUUUCAUGAAAGUAUGAGUUUUGUCUGUCUCAUAUUGUAAUGUCGUAAGCACAGGAAUUUGAAACAUUCAUUGUAAAUAUAAGUAUCAUGCAUUCUUAUUAGUAUUGAACGCUGACAGCUUAUCUUCGUACUAAAGAUAUAUUGUAGCAUUUAAGAAAUUGACAUUUCUUUCAUAAAUAUUUACGAAGUCUCCUAUGAUUACAUGUACACUGUUAGUAGGAAUAUGAAUAUUACAGUUCUGGUGAAGUGUUGCUACACUCAAGUGUCAAUAAUAUAAAGCAAGAAAUAAAUGUAUGCUGUACAAAAGUGUAUAUGAAUACGUUUUAAUACACAACUUAAAUAUGUAUGUCAAGUGGUGGAGAGAUCUGUGUUGUGUAUGGUUAGGGUGUACAAUUCUUACGCCUUGUAUUUUAAAAUUGUAGUUUAUAAUUCCACAAUUCAUGUAGGAGUUUGUUUGUUUUCUGUGUGAAAGAAUAUCUAAUUUAGAUAUCUAUUUUGUAUAAGUAUUUAAAUUUAAUUAUCUAAAACUUUAUAAUCUAUAUUUGAAAUUUUCUUACAAAUAUAAACUAAAGGUUAAGAUGGGACUGUUUUCAUUAUGGAGGUAGUGAAAUGUAUUUUGUGUGCAAUUUCUGAGAGUACUACUAAAUGUAAAUAAGUAAAUGUGUGGAUAUGAUUUUGUUGUUUUAUUUCCUAUAUGUUUUAUUAAUAAGAAAUUAACAUGACAUAAACUUAAAUGAAAUGG
Messenger RNA from Gryllus bimaculatus (two-spotted cricket), 1698 nucleotides. Lineage: Eukaryota; Metazoa; Arthropoda; Insecta; Orthoptera; Gryllidae. The record is from the annotation of a GenBank genome assembly.